This is a messenger RNA of Aplysia californica (California sea hare), 795 nucleotides long. RefSeq lists its product as uncharacterized. The transcript has a single exon. The coding region runs from base 1 to 795 and encodes 264 amino acids. NCBI's taxonomy places the organism in Eukaryota, Metazoa, Mollusca, Gastropoda, Aplysiida, Aplysiidae. The record is from RefSeq and is a predicted model, not a curated record.
AUGCCCGAAGAUGUGAAGCCGGAUGCAAGUUUAUGUCACUGCUUCCACAAAGCUCCCAACAGGGAAACGGCCUUGUCGGUUGCUAGGCGUGGCAGCUUCCGACCCAAGGAAAAAAAAACCACGCUCACCUUGUCGGAUCGUCACACAGGUGAAAUUUUCUUGGUAGACACAGGGGCAGAAAUUUUCGUUUUUCCUGCUAGUAGACAAGACAGACAACAUAAAAUCAUGUCAGAACCCCUAGCUGCUGCCAACGGCACGCGCAUUAGGACUUGGGGUAAAAGAACUUUCACAAUUCACUUGGGAACCAAUCACAUUUAUUCCCAUGAGUUUGUCUUGGCUGAGGUAACCAGACGUAUCUUAGGCGCAGAUUUCUUUACCAAACACAACUUAGUGAUAGAUCUAAGACAAAAACGAUUGUUAUCACUGGACAAAGCUUCGAUCAAGCUUAAAGACAGUCGCCAGAUCCUCACAGUGGGCGGUUUGUCCUGGUCGCCGCACAACGAAUACUCAAAGAUCAUCGCAAAAGAAUUCCCAGAAAUACUAAUCCCGCAAUUCACUUCUCAUAUCAACAAGCAUGGUAUCGUCACGCAAGGUCCACCCACUAGCGCACGGGCAAGACGUUUAGACACCCAGAAAUUAGAGGUGGCAAAAGAAGAGUUUUUCAAGAUGGAGAAGAUGGGGGUCAUUCAAAGGUACAAGUCGCCAUGGGCGUCACCGCUACACAUGGUUCUCAAAACAGAUGGAUCGUGGAGACCAUGUGGGGAUUACAGGCAACUGAAUGGUCUAAACACUUGA